Homo sapiens (human) is the source of this 4162-nucleotide messenger RNA. It is a transcript of the gene RND2, whose product is annotated as Rho family GTPase 2. The record is from RefSeq and is marked reviewed. NCBI's taxonomy places the organism in Eukaryota, Metazoa, Chordata, Mammalia, Primates, Hominidae. Bases 118 to 801 code for a protein of 227 amino acids. Gene Ontology annotation, molecular function: GTPase activity; GTP binding; G protein activity. Gene Ontology annotation, cellular component: acrosomal membrane. The transcript is spliced from 5 exons.
GCGGGCCCGCGAGAUGCCGGUGUUGGCGGCCCGAGCGGCUGCAGUUGCAGGGGCGGGGGAGGCGGCGGCGGGGCCCGGGAGAGGGGUGGCGUGGGGGACCGGCGCGUAGCCGGGACCAUGGAGGGGCAGAGCGGCCGCUGCAAGAUCGUGGUGGUGGGAGACGCAGAGUGCGGCAAGACGGCGCUGCUGCAGGUGUUCGCCAAGGACGCCUAUCCCGGGAGUUAUGUCCCCACCGUGUUUGAGAACUACACUGCGAGCUUUGAGAUCGACAAGCGCCGCAUUGAGCUCAACAUGUGGGACACUUCAGGUUCCUCUUACUAUGAUAAUGUCCGGCCUCUGGCCUAUCCUGAUUCUGAUGCUGUGCUCAUCUGCUUCGACAUUAGCCGACCAGAAACACUGGACAGUGUUCUCAAGAAGUGGCAAGGAGAGACUCAAGAGUUCUGCCCCAAUGCCAAGGUUGUGCUGGUUGGCUGUAAACUGGACAUGCGGACUGACCUGGCCACACUGAGGGAGCUGUCCAAGCAGAGGCUUAUCCCUGUUACACAUGAGCAGGGCACUGUGCUGGCCAAGCAGGUGGGGGCUGUGUCCUAUGUUGAGUGCUCCUCCCGGUCCUCUGAGCGCAGCGUCAGGGAUGUCUUCCAUGUGGCUACAGUGGCCUCCCUUGGCCGUGGCCAUAGGCAGCUGCGCCGAACUGACUCACGCCGGGGAAUGCAGCGAUCCGCUCAGCUGUCAGGACGGCCAGACCGGGGGAAUGAGGGCGAGAUACACAAGGAUCGAGCCAAAAGCUGCAACCUCAUGUGAGGGGCUAGGAGAGGGCAGAGUGUGAAGAGGGGUGGUGAGGGACACAAUUGUUCCCCUGCCUGCGCCCAGGCUUCCUGACCUCCUGAUCCUGGCUGGGAAGUUAGGGCAGGCAGAGCGAGCAAUUCUGGGCAGGGGAGCUGGAGGGCAGAAGGGUAUCAUCGUUUCUCAUCUCCUCCUCCCUCCUCUUCUCCAGUGGAUGUUGAGGGAGCUAACAGGGCUGGCAUCUGGGGCAUGAACUGGGAUGGGGCAGGUGGGCGUUAGGGAAGCUGGUAUCAAAUGGUGACCUUGGUGGAGUCUCCUAUGUGAAGAGUACCCUCCCUCUCCACCCCCAGUCCCCAUAUCCUGGUUCUGGCCCAAGGAAAAUGUCCAUUCUAUGACCUUCUCUUUUCCUCUCCUCUCACUUCUGCAGCUAUUCUCACACAUCUAACCUCUAGGCAACAUGCACUAAAUUCAAAAGCAAGGAGAAGCCCUUGCCCCCCAUCAGUCCACCAGCCCUAGAACCUCCCUUGCCUCAACAGUCACCUAAUAAAGCCCACCUCCAUGGAAAACGGCUGUGGCUUUAGUUUUGUUGCUUUUUAAAAAAAUCAAUCUACCAAUCUUUAGCAGUAAGAGGGAAAGUUAGACCUCAGCUGGGGAACUUUCCUGUCCAUGUCCACAGAUAGAGCAGAGGACAAAGCCAUAGGUUGGAUCAGAAGUGUCCUUUUAGGAGUCAGAGUUGGGAGAAGGAGACAUCCUGGGACUGUUCAUCCUAGUUAAUGAAGUGGGCAAUUCUCAGGCCAUUAGGGGGUUUUAGAGCAGACCGACAUAUAAUUAGUCAGCAUUUCUCAGCCCAGCCAGGCCUGCUGCUAGUGUGGGAGGGGUCCUGCUCACCAUCUGUACCCCUGGCUUGGAGCCUGCUGGUACCCUGGGGGUUGUGGGGAUAAGGAGGCAUCAGGCCGGGCGCGCUGGCUCACGCCUGUAAUCCCAGCACUUUGGGAGGCCGAGGUGGGCGGAUCACAAGUUCAGGAGAUCGAGACCAUCCUGGCUAACACGGUGAAACCCCAUCUCUACUAAAAAUACAAAAAAUUAGCCAGGCGCGGUGGCAGUGCCUGUAGUCCCAGCUGCUCGGGAGGCUGAGGCAGGAGAAUGGUGUGAACCCGGGUGAACCUGGGAGGCGGAGCUUGCAGUGAGCCGAGAUUGCGCCACUGCAUUCUAGCCUGGAUGACAGAGCAAGACUCUGUCUCCAAAAAAAAAAAAAAAAAAAAAAAAGAAGGCAUCAAAAGCCUCCACAUCACAGAAGCUACCCCUGUACAGCGUGAAGUUUCCUAAGAGGUCAGUAGUUUGAUUCUGGGGUCUCCUUAGAGGCUCAGGCCAGGGACCUUUCUCUCCUCCCAUGCUGAGUUUCAUGAUGGCUUUCAGGGGAGCAUCAGCUGUUAGAGUCACCCCUACCCUGUCCCUUAAAGGAAAGACGGUGGAGAGGACGGCUGAGCGCCUGUUGUCAGGAAAGACAGUACUGGUCUGUUUUCUCGGGAGUCUGGUUUCAGAUUGUCCUGUAUUCCCUUCCUGGCUCUGGUCCCACUGGCCUCUUUUCGGUGACAUUCUCCCCCAGGAACCAUCCCUGGCCCUUCCCUCCCCCAGCCCUAGCCAGUUCUCCCAGACACACUGGAAGAGAACACUGACCUUACCCAACUAUCUGCUGGGAUCCCACCCAAAUUUAUAGCCCAUUCCUCCCUCAUUCAUUCAUUCAGCAAGUAUGUACUGAACACCAACUGUGUGGCAUACACUGGCUUGGGAGAUUGCAAGGACCAGUCUCUAAGCUUUUGGAGGCCAGCCCAGUGUGGAAGAGAGGUACCUCAGGUGUGAGGGUGCCAUGGCUGAGGGAUAUUUGUACAUGUAUGGGAUGCUAUGGGAGCUCCUUGCAGCCUGAGAAGCCAGUCCUGUGAGCCAGGUCCUGAGGGUUGAAGAGGAGUUUUCCGGGCAGGGAAGGGGUAGGAAAGGCACUCUGGGCAGAGGGUACAGCAUGUGUAAACACGUGGAGAUGAGAAUGAGCAUAGCACUGUUGGGGCUCCCAUGGCAGGGAGAAUAGAAGACAAGGCUAGGAAGGUACACUGAGGCUACUGCAGGGUCCACAGAGGAAUCAGAAUUUCAUUCUGAGGAUGAAUGAAAUCAUCCUCAGAGGAUGAAGCCACCAGGAAUUUCAGGCAGAGAGUGAAGUGAUCAGAGUUGUUUUUUGGAUAGAUGGUUAUCUGGAUGUGGUGUUGGAGCUGGGAGAUUUGGCUCUGAGGUGUGUCAUUUAAAAUAAUAGCUUCUCGGCAGUGGCUCACACCUAUAAUCCCAGCCAAGAUUCCUCCUUUGGGAGGCCAAGCUGGGAGGAUCGCUUGAGGCCAGGAGUUAGAGACUGCAGUGAGCUAUGAUCAUGCCAUUGUCUUCCAGCCUGAGUGUCAGAGUGAGACCCUGUCUCUAAAAAAAAUUAAAAAAUAAAAAAUAAAAAAUAGCUUCUCCUUUCCCUUAUGCCAGGUUCCAGUCUUGAGAGGAAAGGAAUCCCUACCCACCACUCCCUGGAUCAUCAGAUAUCCCUAUCCCAACCUCUCCUAUGGGACUAGUUCAUCUCAGCCAGUCUCAAAGAUUCUAGGAUAACUUCAAUGGCAUUUGAAAUUAUCUAAGUGUGCUUGGAUAACCACCCCCUCAAACUGAGACCUGGUUAGGGACUGACUCAAAGACCCUGAGUCCUCGGCUAAGGGUACAGGAGAGGGCAGGGGCUCCAGGCCCAGCUAGGUGGAUCUCCAUCUGUCUCUGAGGACUGACCCUUUCCCCACAAGGACCUGCCAUAAAAAUCGACUUGCGAUUUUUAGCUGAGUGGCUUCUCUUUUCCACUUUGGACUUCUCAGUGUAUAGCAGGUUCAAGCCUGCAACCACCAAAGUGCAGAGUGUGGAGUGUUUGUGCCCCCUCUUUCCUCCAACCUCCAUAUCCUGCCAUGUGAGCUCAGGGAAUGCAAAUGCAUUUAAAUAUCCAUCUAAAGCAAACAUAAUUAGAAAAAUCAAUCAGCUGGAGGACCCCCCAAAGUUUAAUACAUUUUCAAUACCACCAGGAAUGGAUUUUUGGUCCCUUUCUGCAGGUCUGGGUUGCCAGACGUUUUAUUUCUGGGGAGGAGGGCUCUGGGCUGAGGAGCUCAGUGGGUGGGAGGAGGGAAUGGGACUGUUGCUGAUCCUCAAAGGCCUCUGUAGGAUGGAGGGAGGGGACCUUACUCCCUUCCCCACCCCAGAUGCAGGAGUCACCCAGCUUCCUUCUCUGCGCUGUUUCCUUCACAAAUUAGACAUUGGUUUGGGAAACAAUGUAGCCUCGUUAAACAUUUAAUGAAAUAAACAAAUAAUCACACUGUGA